CAUUUCUAUCCCGGCCAUGGAUUACUUUACCGUCUCCUGUCGAUACGACUACUCACAAUGCAUCCGUCAAAGUCAUGACUUGGAACCUGCUAGCCCAAUGUCUCGUCCAGAACUCUUCCCAACCAGUGAUAAGGCCCUCAAGGCUGGAGAACGUGAGCCAAUGAUACACAGCGAAAUUCUAUCGCACUCUGCCGACAUUCUCUGCACGCAGGAAGUUGACCGACUCGAAAGACUUGUGCCCAUGCUUGAGCGCGCUGGCUACUCUUCGACUUAUGCGUCUGGAGUGGGCAAGAAACACGGCUGCCUCAUUGCGUAUCGAGCAAGCCGAUUCGAAAAGGUUGCACACAAAGUCAUAGCAUAUGACAAACUAUCGGGGCGACAGAAUGACCAAGGCGACGUCAAGCUAGGCCUAUCUCGUAACACCAACAAUAUCGGCUCUAUAGUUGCAUUGCGAGACCUGAGCACAGACUCCGCUGGUUUUAUCGUCGCAACUACACAUCUGUUUUGGCAUCCAGCCUUUACAUAUGAACGCGUCAAACAAGCCGGGUUAUUGUUCCGAGAAGUGCUAGCCUUCCGGGAAUCAGGAGGGUACGCUCGAUGGCCCUGUAUAGUUGCUGGAGACUUCAACUUUGCACCGAAUGAUCCCGCCUACUCGCUUCUUACGGGUGAACCACUCUCCGACAAGCAACUGCGCAGCAUUCAGGCAUCACGCGUAGUUCACGUUUCUGUCGACUCCUCUGUUCCCAAAACACAGCCCAAGACCGAGGAGGAAGAAGGCGAAGGCGGCGGAGGUGAUCCAGACCGAGUUAUCAACAACUCCAGACUCGCUACGGCCGACGAUCACUUGCUUUCGGAUGAAGAACUCGCAGAUCUCUACGCAUUAGACACUAAGGUACGAAGCGCGUACGAGGAAGGUCAACGCGGGUAUCUACAAUCCCAAGGCAAUGCCGAGCAAGAGGCGUUAACUUGCUAUGGCCCCCGGGCCUCGAUCCCCCCUUCAAGAAACGGAGCUUACGAGCCUAUAUGGACGAGCUAUACCCACUACUGGAAAACAACGUUAGACUACAUCUUCUUUCUCGACGCCCUCGGCUCAAAAGCAAACGUAGCGGGAUACGUGUCUCCACACCGUACAGCCGAUGUCGAGGCUGGCCUCCCGAAGGCUGGCGUCUGUGGGAGCGACCAUUUUUCUCUCUGCUCAGAGUUUCAUUAUACAACAUAUUAAUAUAAAUCAGAGCUACCAGAACUAGC
Coniophora puteana RWD-64-598 SS2 is the source of this 1248-nucleotide messenger RNA. RefSeq names its product endonuclease exonuclease phosphatase. Gene Ontology annotation, molecular function: poly(A)-specific ribonuclease activity. The record is from RefSeq and is a predicted model, not a curated record. Bases 17 to 1222 code for a protein of 401 amino acids. The transcript has 7 exons. Lineage: Eukaryota; Fungi; Basidiomycota; Agaricomycetes; Boletales; Coniophoraceae.